AUGAUCGUGUUCAAAGGAUUUCAAGCUCUUGAUGUCUUUGGCCCCUUGAGCACGCUGAAUGUGCUCUCUCGAACGCACAAGAUGGAAUUAGCCAUCAUUGCCGAAUCCACGAAACCGGUUUCGACGCACCCUGAGCCAAACCCCGGGUUCCUGUCGGCGUCUUUUGGACAAGAAAUCGUUCCGACGCACACGUUCGAAAACGCCCCCGAGAUUGAAGUUCUGCUUGUUCCUGGAGGCUUUGGAACUCAGAAUAAAGAUGUCAUGGCUCCGGUUGAAGCAUACAUCGGCACCGUUUUUCCAAAGGUGAAGUACGUCAUCACCAUAUGUACGGGCUCUGCUGUUCUGGCAGGUCUGGGACUCCUGGACCAUCGGCGCGCGACUACGAACAAGUGUACGUGGGACGCGAAUGUGAAGCUCGGGCCGAGUGUAGAGUGGGUUAGGAAAGCUCGCUGGGUGGUGGAUGAGACUGCGGGUGUCACGCCGGUGUGGAGUUCGUCGGGUGUCUCGGCGGGGAUCGAUGUGACGUUUGCAUUCGUUGAGAAGCUAUACGGAGGAGAUACGGCUGAGCGUGUUGCAAAUGUGAUGGAGUAUGACAGACAUUUGGAUGACAGGUGGGAUCCAUUCGCGGAUAUAUGGGAGACAAAGGUGUAA
Paraphaeosphaeria sporulosa is the source of this 651-nucleotide messenger RNA. RefSeq names its product DJ-1/PfpI family protein. Bases 1 to 651 code for a protein of 216 amino acids. The record is from RefSeq and is a predicted model, not a curated record. Lineage: Eukaryota; Fungi; Ascomycota; Dothideomycetes; Pleosporales; Didymosphaeriaceae. The transcript has 3 exons.